AUGGAGCGAUUGUAUCCAUUGCCAGAAACGAUCCGACACGCCCUUGUCGAUAUCUUUUGCAGCCCCGACCUUGCAAAGCCAAUCAAGACAAGCAGACCGAACAAAGAUUGCCUUAUCCAUCUUCAUUUGGGAAGGAAGCGGCACGGAUCCUUCCAACGAGCAAGCACCAGAUUCUUUUCCUUGCGCAAUUACAAAAUGCACGUCGACCAAGUCCAAUCACUUGAACUUGAAGCAGAAUCAUAUGCAAGCACCAUGGCAUCCGCACUCGCAGUGCUGCGCUGGAACACCAAAAUUGACGCCAUGGAUAUUGAAUUUGUUCUGAGUAGUACGCCUCUCAAUAGGAAUUCUAUUCGCUGCUCGUUACCUCUCCACGACAUCAAGCAGUUGGAAGCAGGGCCAAGUACUUUCGAACAUACCACAAACAUUUUCCCAAAUUUCCGCAAACGAGCUGUGUGCCUAUAG
Molecule: messenger RNA, 462 nt
Organism: Penicillium egyptiacum
Lineage: Eukaryota; Fungi; Ascomycota; Eurotiomycetes; Eurotiales; Aspergillaceae
Source: the annotation of a GenBank genome assembly